UAUGUGUUGGCCUCUGCUUUUGCAUUUGACGAACCAAGUGUUCCUGAGUUCAGAAUGGCGAACUCGGAGGCCGGAACAAGCAGCGACAACCCACUAGGAGUUCAAUAUCAGGUGUUUCUGAGUUUCAGAGGGCCCGACACUCGUUGCGGGUUCGCCAACACACUCUGCCACGGCAUGAACGAUGCCGGGAUCCGCGUUUUUAUGGAUGAUGAAGAGCUUCGACCUGGGGAAAGGAUCAGCGAAGAACUUCUGCGAGCAAUCGACAAAUCGAAGAGCUACAUGCCCAUCUUCUCUAAGAACUAUGCUUCGAGUCACUGGUGCCUCCGCGAGCUUGCGAAGAUGGUGGAGAACACCUCUGAAUCUAAAGAAGAUGGAAAUAAGAAGGUGAUAUUCCCCAUCUUUUAUAACGUGAAAACUGAUGAUGUGAAGUCGAACACGGGUUUGUACAGUAAGGCCAUAUCGGAGUUGGAGCAAAAGAUGGUGAAUCAGAAGAGGAAGGUCAGCACAGAGGAAGUAGAGAAGUGGAGACGGGCUCUCCAGAAAGUCGGUGGCAUCCAGGGAUGGGAGCUGGAGAAAUAUGAUGGCGAUGGGCAUCUAAGCGUGUCGGUUGUUGAAGAGGUUGUGAGGAAACUCCAUACAAGACAAAGAAAAGUGAUCGAAGAUUUAGUCGGAAUGGAGGAUCGAAUAGCAGCCAUGAACAAUUUAUUAGACAUGGACUCUGGUGAUGUGCGGCUCGUUGGAAUUUGGGGGAUGGGUGGCACGGGUAAAACAACACUUGCUCGAAUAAUCUUCAAUGAAUUAUGUCCUCGCUUUGGAAAAAACUGUAGCUUUCUUGCUGAUGUGAGGGAAACGGCAAAAACCAAGGGCUUAAACAAGCUACGAGAACAAUUAUUGUCUGAUUUAUCUUGUUCUAGAGGGGCUCGCAACAUUGUUGACACUGAAGACACAAUUUGCAGCAAGAAGGUACUGAUUGUUUUGGAUGAUAUCGAUGACAGCGACCAAAUCCGUGACCUAAUUGGAGUGAAGUCUUUGUGCUCUGGUACUAGGAUAAUCGUUACCACUAGGGAGAAAAAUGUUCUGAAUAUCAGGGGAUUUAAGUAUAAAAGCAUGCCCUAUGACAUGGAAGGGUUGAGCGACAAAGAUGCACUUCAACUUUUUAGUAGGCAUGCCUUUGAUGUUGACUCUCCUCCACCAGAUUACUUCACUCUUUCGAAAAAUAUUGUCUCUACUACCGGUGGACUACCUUUAGCUCUUCGAGCCAUAGGUAAAAUGCUUUUUUCGAUUAAAGAGAAAAAUAUAUGGGAAGAGAAGCUAGAGAAGUUAAGUAAAAUACCUCAUCAUGAUGUCUUGGGAAUGCUACAGAUUACCUAUGAUACCUUGGAAUGGGAUGAACAACAGAUAUUUCUCGACAUUGCAUGCCUUUUCAUCGAUUUUGAUAAGAUUAAUCCAAUCUACAUGUGGAAAGCUUGUGGGUUCAGUGCAAAUAGUGCUAUUACUGUCCUUAUUGACAGGAGCAUGAUAAAGGUUUUAGACAAUAAUACAUUUUGGAUGCAUGACCAAUUUAUAGAUCUUGGAAGGACAAUUAGUAGUCGAGAGUGCAGCAGGUUAUGGGCCCCAGAUGAUAUCAUUCGUGAAUUAAGAUCAACCGAGAUCAACACAAGCGUUCAAGCACUGUAUUGCAAAGACUUGUCAUUGAUGGGGGUUGAUAAGCAUAUAACUGUCACUUCGGAGCAAAUUAAACGGUUCCCAAGUCUUUGGCUGCUGCGAUUGGGAAACAUAACCUACCAAGGCGACUUUACGGGCUGUCUUUUCGAGUUGAAAUGGAUCAAUUUGGCUUACGAUUAUCGAUCAUCGUUUGCGGCAACCAAUUUGAAUCCAGAAAACGUGGUUGUGAUGGAAAUUUUUGGACAUGGGAUGAGUGAAGAUGCGGUCAUAAGCCUGGUCGAGGGUGCAAAGAAGCUGAAGGCUCUCACUCUUGAAAAUAUUCGGUCGCUACAUAGGACACCAACCUUUUCCCAAAACUCCGUUUUAGAGAAGUUGACUUUUCAUCACUGCGAAUAUUUGAAGGAAAUUGAUUUCUCUAUUGGGGAAUUGACGUCGCCGACUCACUUGAUUAUUUUUUCGAGUGAGGAACUUGAAAAAUUGCCCGAACAAAUUGGCAAACUAGAGAAUCUUCAGCACCUCUCUCUCUUGGGUUGCCAGAGAUUGAGGGAACUUCCCGACUCGGUUUCAAAAUUGAAGUCGUUGACGAAUCUGAAUGUAGCAUGCACGGGAAUUACAGGAUUACCGGAUUCCAUUGAUAGACUACAAAGCCUGUCAUCUCUCUAUCUAUAUUAUUGUCAUCAGAUCCAAGAGUUGCCGAAGCUCCCCGAGAGUUUGACCACUCUACUCUUUGAAUCGGAAUCGCUGCGGACUGUCCCCGACCUCUCAAACCUUACUAAUCUAGUUGAACUGCUCCUAUCUGAUGGCUCUGAAUUUAAUGGAAAAUCGAAUAUGAUUCGACCUUGCAACUUGCCGUGGAUUGGGGGGCUAUCCAAACCGAGGAAGCUGGACUUGUGCCUUCUAAACGUCCACACAACGUCUGCUGAUUGGGCUUCUCUUACUCUGCUGGAAGAACUUACUCUCAAAGGACUAGACUUGCAAAAGCUGGAACAACUUCCGUCAAACUUGAGAGUUCUAGAGCUGGAUAACACUCGAGUGGAGGAACUAGAACUCGAUGAGCUGCGUCGAUUGGAAGAGUUGACUAUCAGAGGGUGUGAGCCCGUCAAGAGAUUAUCCAUUCCAUCAAGUUUGAGAAAAUCGAGAGAUGCCGAGGUGUCUUCUUGCAACAAGCUAGUUGAAGUUCAACUUCUCGGUGUAUUAGAAUCGAUGGAGAACUUGCGUAUUAGCGAAUGCAAAUCUUUGGAGAGGUUGGUUUGUCUUUCGUCGUCGUUGGAGGAGGCAGGGUGGAAUGAGCUGCAAGCUCCCGAGUUGAGUGAUGGUGGGAGGAGAGUGUCCCUUUUCUCGAGCUCCCUAAGGAUGCUUCAAAGACUCAUCCCGAGCACGUGCCCAGAGCUACAUGAGAUUCAAUUUGUUUCAGCGUUGGAAUCAUUGAAAGCAUUUGUUGUUCGAGAGUGCAUUUCGUUAAAAAGGAUAGGCGGUUCGUCAAACUUGAAGAAUUUGGAAGAUUUAGAAUUUGGAGACUGCGAGAGCCUGCGGGUUGUGCGGGGCAUUAACGAGUUGGAGCGUUUGGGGCGGUUGCAAUUUUAUAGGUGCAGAUCAAUGGGAAAGAUUAUCGAUGCAUCAAGCUCAAAAAUACCAAAUGAGUGCUGGAUAGAUAUAGAGGAUUGUGGGGAGUUACCAGGCACUGGUCCGUCGGAUUCAACUAUCACUUGGAAGCGUUACAGAGAGAAGAUUCUUAAUGCAGUAACACAAGCGUCGGACUCAGGUCCAUCGGAACGGCAAGAUUAUGGUGACGAGGAUGAUGACAAGAAGGACGACGGCAAGGAUGACAACGAAGAGGACGAUGAGCAUGAGGACCAUGAAAAUGAUGACGGUGAGGAUGACGAGGUCAACAAUGUGCAUUCGUCUCGUGGGCCUUCGCCGGAUUCAUCCAUGGACGAUAAUGAUGAGAAUGAUGAUGUCGACAAGGAAUUCGAAGGUGAAGCUGACCGUAAUAGCUAUAGCAAGGACGACGAGGACGAUGACCAUGAUCAUAACGAGGAAAAAAAUGAACAUGAGGUUUUGCAGUUAUCUCAUGGGCCUCCACCGUUUUGUUUAAUGGGCGAUAACGAUGAGAAUAACGAUGUCAACGAGGAAGGCAAAGGCGACAGCAACGGUGACGAGGAAAGGAUAAGGAAGAGGACGAGGAAGAGGAAGAGAGGGACCAUGAAGAUGCCGAAGAGAAGCGACAAGGAAGACAAUGGCAAUGAAGAUGACGACUGA
This is a messenger RNA of Rhodamnia argentea, 3924 nucleotides long. Its product is annotated as disease resistance protein L6-like. The coding region runs from base 55 to 3924 and encodes 1289 amino acids. Gene Ontology annotation, molecular function: ADP binding. Gene Ontology annotation, biological process: defense response; signal transduction. The record is from RefSeq and is a predicted model, not a curated record. The transcript is spliced from 7 exons. NCBI's taxonomy places the organism in Eukaryota, Viridiplantae, Streptophyta, Magnoliopsida, Myrtales, Myrtaceae.